This is a messenger RNA of Alternaria hordeiaustralica, 873 nucleotides long. RefSeq lists its product as uncharacterized. The transcript is spliced from 2 exons. The coding region runs from base 1 to 873 and encodes 290 amino acids. Gene Ontology annotation, cellular component: nucleus. Gene Ontology annotation, biological process: aromatic amino acid catabolic process; positive regulation of transcription by RNA polymerase II. The record is from RefSeq and is a predicted model, not a curated record. Gene Ontology annotation, molecular function: DNA-binding transcription factor activity, RNA polymerase II-specific. Lineage: Eukaryota; Fungi; Ascomycota; Dothideomycetes; Pleosporales; Pleosporaceae.
AUGGCACCGUGGUACGCGAACGAUCGCCACUACAUCAACGAAGUCAUCGAUGCGUCACGCAACGUACUGAAAGUCGUGGUGGAGGGUCUGCAUCCUGGUGGCUAUCUACGGCAUGCGCCAGUGCGCACGUUCUUCCGCAUCGUUAGUGUGGCCAUAAUACUGCUCAAGACAUUUGCGUUGGGCGCAACCGAAGAAGACGUAGCCGUCAGCCUGAGCCUGCUCAGCGACUCAGUUGAUGCCCUACGAACGAGCAUAGUCGACGAUGUGCACGUCGGUAACCGCUUCGCUGACCUCGUCGAAACCCUGACCCACCGCAUCCGUUCGCGCUUCGUGCGCCUUGCUGCCAACGGCUCGAGUGGUAUAUCCCGCGCUGGGAGCAAGAGCCCGAACCAGGCACCAUUGAUGCCUCCGCCUGCUCCACUCAACAACACCAACCACCUUGCACCGGCAUAUAUGGGAUCACAGCAAACAGGUUUCUCUGGUACUGGUACCAGCGUGCCCGGCUCCCCUAGUAUGGGCCUCGGUGCAAGUGGUCGCGCGACACCUCUUUGGGGUAUUUCAGCCGAGCCCUAUGACCCCAACAGCAACUCCAUCAGCAUCAUGCCACCGCCUGGCAACUAUCAGAACUACCAGAACAACAAUACAAACAACUCCAACUCCAACGGUAAUAACAAUACCAACUGGAGUCAGUGGGCAAAUAGUGGUGCGAGCUGGGGCGCCGGCCAAGAUCAGGAUUGGCUUGCGCUGCCACUUGAUCCUUUGUUGGAUCAGUGGGGUGCGGAGAUCAAUCAGACGGCCAUGGGACCGGAUAUCGGUGGUAUGGACAUGUUAGAUAUCCUUCUGAACAUGGGCGGACCGCCGGGUAGUGCCUAG